AUGUCUCUCGGGCUAGCAGCAUGGGCCCUUGUGCUUGGAGAUGCGGUUGCACUUACUGGUAUCCUGGUCAUGAGCUUUACUACACCUCUACUGUGUAUUGGAAUGCGCUGGAAACCACAAAUUUUCUGCCGCAAGACCCCUUUCAAAGAUGUUGUACUCAGAUCUCAAAACGGAUGCAUCACAGUUGUGGAAUGUGAUGAGGAAGUCGCGCGCUAUCUCUACUUCCAUCCGGUACAUAUUGAGUACACGGUCAGCUCUUUGUGGGGCGCGGCUUAA
Parastagonospora nodorum SN15 is the source of this 276-nucleotide messenger RNA. RefSeq lists its product as hypothetical. The record is from RefSeq and is a predicted model, not a curated record. Lineage: Eukaryota; Fungi; Ascomycota; Dothideomycetes; Pleosporales; Phaeosphaeriaceae. The coding region runs from base 1 to 276 and encodes 91 amino acids. The transcript is spliced from 2 exons.